Molecule: messenger RNA, 7102 nt
Organism: Vigna radiata var. radiata (mung bean)
Lineage: Eukaryota; Viridiplantae; Streptophyta; Magnoliopsida; Fabales; Fabaceae
Product: E3 ubiquitin-protein ligase PRT6
Exons: 18
Coding region: 322-6474 (2050 amino acids)
Biological process (GO): ubiquitin-dependent protein catabolic process via the N-end rule pathway; protein ubiquitination
Cellular component (GO): ubiquitin ligase complex; cytoplasm
Molecular function (GO): zinc ion binding; ubiquitin protein ligase activity
Source: RefSeq, a predicted model, not a curated record
UUAUUAUGUAUGUGACAGAGAGUAAUAGGAAGAAGACACGAGGGAAGAGUGUUCGAGUGUGAGUUGCUGCAUUCAGCAUCAUCGUCAUCACAAUGAUUAAUGGGAUUUCGUUGCGCACAAAAAUUUGGGGCUUUCUGGAAAUUCCAUUAGGGUUUUAACCGGCGCUUAUUGUCUCUGCGUUCUUCUCACCGUUCAAUUUCUCGUUUUGCUGCGGAAUUAUUGAAGUGAAAAAAAAAAAGAAAAUCAAACCUGGGGAGUGAAGGUUCAGGGUUCGAUCCUCGCUCCUUGUGCUGUUGCCUCCUUCGGUUUUGGCGCUCCCUCAUGGCCGAUAACAUGGAAAUCGAUUCGCCCUCCGAUUGCCAACCCCUCAAACCUCGCGAUCGAGUGGUUCGGAGGCUUGCUCAGUUUGGUGUUCCUGAGGAGCAGCUCGACCAGCCUGGUUUGGUUGCUUUUGUUAAGGAUAAGAGGGCUUUGAUACCUGAGCUGGUGUCUGUUAUAUUGCCUACUGAUGCAGAAGUGGCUGAUGCCUUUCAAGCAUCUAGAUUGACUUCUAAAAAGAUGUCGGGUGUGAUCAUGAAAAAGAGGUUUCAUGAGAGCAUGGUGUGGUUGCAGUGGUUGAUGUUUGAGGGUGACCCCGGUGGUGCUCUGAGAAGGCUUUCCGAGAUGUCUGUUGGGCAGAGGGGUGUCUGUGGGGCUGUUUGGGGCCAGAACGAUAUAGCUUACAGGUGUAGGACUUGUGAGCAUGACCCAACAUGUGCUAUCUGUGUUCCUUGUUUUGAGAAAGGGGAUCACAAGGGUCAUGAUUAUUGUGUUAUAUACACGGGUGGUGGCUGCUGUGAUUGCGGGGAUGUGACUGCAUGGAAGCGUGAGGGGUUCUGUUCAUUGCACCAGGGUGCUGAACAGGUACAACCGCUUCCGAAGGAAAUCGCAAACUCUGUUGAUCCUGUUCUCAGUUCUCUUUUCAAUUGUUGGAGAGUGAAGCUAACAUUGGCGAGUGAGUAUACUGAAAGAAAGCAGCCAGCAAAUGAGCUAACCUAUGCUGUGGUUGAUAUGCUUCUAGAAUUUUGCAAGCACAGUGAGAGUUUGCUCAGUUUUGUUGCUAGAUUGUUGCUUUCUUCUGAUGGUUUAAUUAGCAUGCUGGUGAGAGCUGAGAGGUUCUUAACUGAGGUUGUUGUAAAGAAACUCCAUGAGCUACUCUUGAAAUUGUUGGGAGAACAAAGUUUUAAGUAUGAUUUUGCUAAAGUUUUUCUCGCUUACUAUCCAAGUGUCAUAAAUGAGGCCACAAAAGACUCCAGUGACUUUCCUCUUAAGAAGUACCCUCUACUACCAAUAUUCUCUGUGCAGAUACUCACAGUGCCCACUCUUACCCCACGCCUUUUGAAGGAAACCAAUCUACUAACCAUGCUAUUGGGAUGCCUUGAAAAUAUUUUCGUUUCUUGCUCUGAUGAUGGACGCUUACAGGUAUCCAGGUGGGCAAAUAUAUUUGAGACAACAAUACGUACUAUUGAAGAUUUUCGAUUUGUUAUGAGCCAUGUGGUAGUGCCAAAAUAUGUAACCAAUGACCAGCAAGAUAUCUCGAGAACAUGGAUGAGACUUCUGUCCUUUGUACAAGGGAUGAACCCUCAAAAGAGAGAAACGGGUCAACAUAUAGAAGAAGAAAAUGAGAAUGUCCACUACCCUUUUAUUUUAGGGCAUUCUAUUGCCAAUAUUCACUCUGUAUUGGUGGAUGGGGCAUUUUCUGAUGCUAGCAAGGGGGACAUAGAUGGUGAAACUGCUUGGAACUCUAAAAUUUAUAAUUCAGAUGAUGGGGAUAAUGUAAGGCAUGCAAAGGUAGGGAGGAGAUCUGAGGAAAGCUCUGCAUGUAAUGUUACGAGCCGGAGUAGUGUCUUUGCUGCUCCAAAGCUUUGUGAGAUAAAACCUGAACCAUCUUCAAAUCUGCCUCUUCCACGUGCUGUCACUGGGUUGAUAUGUGAGUGUUUAAGGGCUAUUGAGAAUUGGUUGAGAGUUGAGAAUAUCCAUGCUGUGCCUCCUAAUUUAUUAUCUCCAAACAGUGGUAGUGCCUGUGAUAGCAAUUUUUCAGCAUUUAAGAGAACAAUAUCUAAGUUUGGAAGGGGUAAAUAUGCGUUUGGUAGGCUUGCCAGCACAAGUGAAGAUCAUGGUAAACAAUGUUCUGAAAAUAGUGAAAUGGAUUCGGAAAAUACCUGUACUCGUUCUAGUUCUGAUGAUAAUGCCAUGGAAGAAGAUUUUCUCGUGGAAUCAGAUGGUCUGCGUUUUCUAUCAUUACCCGAUUGGCCGCAAAUAGUCUAUGAUGUUAGUUCACAAGAUAUAUCUGUGCACAUUCCGUUACAUAGAUUGCUUUCCAUGCUGUUACAAAAGGCAAUGAAAAAAUAUUUUUGUCAAUCAGAAGUCUCAGACGUGACUCAUGCUUCUCCUUCUAAUUCAUUGUCAACUAGUUACAAUGACUUCUUUGAACAAGCUUUACGAGGAAGCCAUCCAUUCGGUUUCUCUGCCAAUAUAAUGGAGCAUCCAUUGCGGAUUAGGGUCUUUUGUGCUGAAGUCCAUGCUGGAAUGUGGCGUAAAAAUGGAGAUGCUGCAUUACUAUCAUGUGAAUUGUAUCGAUCGGUACGCUGCAACAGGUCUGAACAAGGUCUGGAGCUUGAUCUAUUUCUUCUACAGUGUUGUGCUGCACUUGCUCCAGAAGAUCUCUUUGUCAGUAGAAUUCUGGAGCGCUUUGGGCUGUCAAACUACUUAAUUCUAAAUCUUGAACGAUCUAGCGAAUAUGAACCUGUUUUAGUACAGGAAAUGCUUACUCUUAUUAUUCAGAUAAUAAAGGAACGACGCUUUUGUGGGCUAACUACUGCUGAAAGUUUGAAAAGAGAACUAAUUUAUAAGUUGUCCAUUGGUGAUGCCACACAUAGUCAAUUGGUGAAGUCUCUUCCCCGUGAUCUCUCCAAGUUUGAACAACUUCAAGACAUCUUAGAUGAAGUAGCUUUGUAUUCGAAUCCAUCUGGAUUUAAUCAGGGUAUGUACUCAUUGCGAUGGACAUUUUGGAAAGAAUUGGAUUUGUAUCAUCUACGUUGGAAUUCAAAGGAUUUACAAGUUGCUGAAGAAAGAUACUUGCGCUUUUGCAAUGUCUCUGCACUGACCACCCAAUUGCCCCAGUGGACCAAAAUUCAUCCUCCCCUGAAGGGGAUAGCUAAAAUAGCCACUUGCAAAGUUGUUCUACAUAUCAUCCGGGCAGCAAUAUUUUAUGCUGUUUCCACUUUUAAAUCAUCUGAUUCUCGUGCUCCUGAUAGUGUUCUUCUACCUGCACUACAUUUACUUUCACUAUCAUUAGAUAUCUGUUUUCAGCAAAAGGAAUCCAAUGAGGAUACAUGUCAUGAUGUGGCACAGCUUCCUAUAAUAGCUUUGUCUGGAGAAUUCAUUCAGACUUCUUUUGGUGAACAAAGCUUGUUGACACUUCUUGUUUUAUUGAUGGAAAUGCAUAGGAGGGAGAAUGUAGACAACUUUGUAGAAGCAGGUGGUUCUAGUCUAUUUACUCUAAUUAAAAGCUUACUGAAGAAAUUUGCUGAGAUUGACAACAGAUGCAUGACCAAGUUACAAAAACUUGCCCCUGAAGUUGUCUGUCAUAUUUCUGAAUGUUUUCCAAGUAGAGACUCAAGUAUCUCAUUGGCUUCUGAAAGUGAGAAACGCAAGGCAAAAGCUCGAGAUAGGCAGGCUGCAAUAAUGGAAAAGAUGAGAGUCCAACAGACUAAAUUUUUGGCCAGCAUUGAUACCACUACCGAUGAUGGUUCUCAACUUGGUCAUGAAGGUGAUUUAGACAGUGAGCAAGAUUCUGGAGAAUCUGAUACUAAACAAGUUGUUUGCUCCCUUUGUCAUGACCACAAUUCUGAACUUCCCAUCUCAUUUUUGGUACUUCUUCAGAAAUCUAGGCUUGUGAGCUCUGUUAACAGGGGUCCCCCAUCAUGGGAAAAGCUUUGCCAAUCAGAUAAAGAACACACACCUGUUAUCAACACCAAGGAGACUAAUACAUCGACAAUGAACUGGAAUACAGGUAGUUCAGGAACAACUUCAUCUUCCCACUUAAAUCAAUUUGUACAGAUUGCUGCAGAAGAAGUAUCUUCUUCCGGGAAACCUGGGGAAGUUCUUAGUUUUCUGCAAUAUCUCAAGAAUAAGUACCCAGCACUGGAAAAUUUUCAGCUCCCAGACACAUAUUAUGAUGAAAAAGAAAAGGCACCAUAUUCUUUUGAGACUUUAGAGCAGUGUAUGUACUUCUCAAUUUAUGAUGAAAUGCGUCUUCCAUUAUCUUCGAAUUUGAUGAAUAUGGAUGACAGAGCUUCCACUGCUGGGGAGAAUUCAAAUGUGUUGCUUGGGAAAUAUACAGCUGAUCUUGUGCUAGAGAUGUCAGAAAUUUCUUCUAUGUCUGAAAUUACUUCUAACGAAUCUGCUUCUGUGGAAUCUACUUCUGUGGAAUCUACGUCACAGCAUCCAACAUACGAUGAAUUUGGCCCUAUAAACUGUGAUGGUGUUCAUCUUUCUUCUUGUGGGCAUGCAGUACAUCAAGGGUGUCUUGAUCGAUAUUUAUCUUCAUUGAGAGAAAGAUCUGUUAGAAGAAUCGUUUUUGAAGGAGGACAUAUUGUUGACCCAGAUCAGGGAGAGUUUCUCUGCCCUGUUUGCCGCAGACUUGCAAAUUGUGUCUUGCCAACUUUACCUGGAGAAUUAAAGAAGCCUUUGAAGCAAUCUAUCAUCUUGAGUACUGGUUCAAUAAAUACUGCUCCCCCCUUAGCUGAAUCAAGUGAAUUGACUUAUUCACUUCGCCUGCAGUCUGGCUUAAAGCUUCUGCAGUCUGCUGCCACUGCGGUUGGGAAACUUAAAUUCCUAAAUUCUAUUCCUUUGCAUCACAUUGACAGAACUAGAACAAAUCUUGAAAACUUCCUGCGGGUACUUUCAAAAAUGUAUUCCACUUGCAAAGAAGAAAAGUUAUCACGAUUUUCAAGAAUAAACCACUCAAUGUUGAUGUGGGACACUCUUAAGUACUCUUUGACAUCUAUGGAAAUUGCUGCACGAUGUGGAAAGACUUCUUUUACUCCAAACUAUGCUCUUAGUGCCUUGUAUGAAGAACUCAAAUCCUCAAGUGGCUUUAUAGUAUCCCUGAUGUUUAAACUUGUUCAAAAGACACGAAGUAAGAAUUCUCUUCACGUUUUACAAAGAUUUAAAGGUGUUCAACUCUUUGCAGAAUCAAUUUGUGCUGGGGUUUCUCCAAGUUAUGGAAAUAGUGAUAAUUCUGGGAUAGGUGACAUGUUAAGUUUCUUGAAGCAUAUUGAAAUGGAUCUGUCUAACACUGGCAGCUUUUGGAGGCAUGCUUCAGAUCCUGUACUUGCCCAUGACCCUUUCUCAACAUUGAUGUGGGUUCUCUUUUGUCUACCACACCCAUUUUUGUCUUGUGAAGAAUCCUUGUUGUCCCUAGUUCAUGUUUUCUAUACAGUAUCUGUAACCCAGGCUAUAAUUAUUUAUCAUGAGAAAUCUAAGCAUAAAUCAUCAAGGGAUUCAGAUCUCUCAGGUUGUCUGAUUACUGACAUAUAUAAAGUUAUGAAUGAGUCUGCAAAUGCCUCACAGUACAUUGUAUCCAAUUAUUUUGAUCCCGGUGUUGAUAUUAAAGAUUCUAUACGGAGGUUUACUUUUCCAUAUUUGCGAAGAUGUGCAUUGUUGUGGAAGAUACUCUAUUCUUUUAUUCCACCACCAUUUUGUGAUGAGGAAAAUAUAUUGGAUAGAUCAUGGAGUGUCCCACAGGACACAAUGGGCAAUGCCAAUAUUGAGAUGUUUGAGGUCACUAAAAUUCAUGAACUCGAGAACAUGUUCAAAAUUCCCUCUCUUGAUGUGGUUCUCAAGGAUGAACUUUCAAGAACUGCAGUCUCUAAUUGGUGUCAUCAUUUUUGCAAGGAAUUUGAAUCUGGUAGAAUUCAACAAAAUAUGCAUGUAACACCUGCUGUUCCAUUUGAGUUGAUGAGAUUGCCCAAUAUUUAUCAUUAUCUUUUGCAGAGGUGUAUCAAACAGCGGUGCCUUGCAUGCAAAUCCGUUCUUGAAGACCCUGCCUUGUGCCUACUAUGUGGUAGAUUGUGCUCUCCAAGUUGGAAAUCAUGCUGCAGGGAAAGUGGAUGCCAAACUCAUGCAGUAACCUGUGGAGCUGGUACUGGAGUGUUUCUGUUGAUUCGGAGAACAACAAUCCUACUACAGAGAUCUGCACGUCAAGCCCCCUGGCCUUCUCUUUACUUAGAUGCUUUUGGUGAGGAGGAUUUUGAAAUGUCACGAGGCAAGCCUCUUUACCUGAAAGAGGAACGCUAUGCUGCUUUAACUUAUAUGAUCUUUUUACUGGACCUGUGGAGGAGGGAAAUUGGUUCUAGAUAUGCUAAUUUAUCAUGUCAUACACUCCUGACUAAUCAGAAGAUCACUACUCCAUACUGUGUCUUCUGUUAGAAAUAUACAGCCCAUUCAGUAGAUUGACACAGUUGAUGGGUAAAGAUUUAAAACUUGGCUCCUGUCGGGGAAUCUACCUGCUGGUCAUGGCUGUACAGAUUUGUGGGUGCUGACAUAGCUGCAACUUUUCUUCUGCUCCAUGCUUACCAUAAAGUACGUUUUCCAUGAAGUUGGUACUCUGGUGUACAUAUAUCAUCAUACUUGUGAGAGGAGCAAUUGCUUCAAGGUAUACUUCGUGGAAUUAUGAGCUUAUCCGUACUCAUCAGUGGUUUAGAAUGUCUGAGGACAAUUUAUAUUGGUUCUGUAUGUAUUCUUCAUAUAGUAAGUUUGGAUGUUUGGUCGGGCCUUCCCCUCUAAGCAGGUCGGGGAAACAAGACAAUUGCCAAUUUAUGGGCAUAUUGUAUACAGGGUACAUAUACUCCGAAUUUUACUGUCUAUGUUUCCUGUUUAGUAUAUUUGAAGAACAAUGCUAAUAGUAUCGUAUUUUGGUGAAUUUGGGUUGUUUUUCAUUUUCAAGUGUCGGUUGUGAUAAUAGUAUCGUAUUUUGGUGAAUUAAAUAAACUAGAGAAUUGAUUGGAUUGGAGUGUAAGACUAGAUAAGUAUAUACACUAUCUAGCUAUUGCUGAAA